AUGGUGGGAACGUCCAAACGGUUUUCAUUGCUGGCAUUCCUACCCUGUACUUUGGAAGACUUUUCUUCUGAUUACCUACAACACCACGGAUUAAGUUGGCAGCAGAUGAAAGAAUUUGCAAUGGCAUUCCUACCCUGUAUUUUGGAAGACUUUUCUUCUGAUUACCUACCACACAACGGAUUAAGUUGGCAGCAGAUGAAAGAAUUUGCAAUGGUAAUAUACUACCAUUUUGCACUCUUGGGCUCUACAAACCCAACUUCAGACAACGGAGAUUACAAUGAUGAGCUCUUCUGCAGUUCACUCUUUGGUCAUUGUUUGAGACACAUAUGUCAAUAUGUCCUGAAGACCAAUUUGGGUCGUAGACGGGCUCAAACACCUGCACAGUGUAUAGCUGCUUACAUUCGAGAUUUGAGUGAAUUAUUUCAUAUUCUGAAGAAGUUCAUUGACCAUCAUAUUGGACAUGAUGUGGAAGAUUAUUGUAUUUGUGAUGCAUGGCCCACAAAUGACCGUAAUGCGGUAUAUAUGUUGGUGCCAUCAAGAACAAAUAGUGCAGAUUUUAUGGCUCAGACAGAGAGUGUAGUAAACGUUCUUCAUGACUAUUAUACUUGCAUACAACGCAAUUGGGGAGCUGGUCGGUAUACUGCUCCAAACGAAUGUUUGUGGGCGAUGACUUCUUCACCUUCCUUUGCCCCUGACAAAGCUGCGCCUUCACGGCUUUCGGACCUACCAAAGCCAAAGAUGAUCGAGCAUACUCGGGAUGCUAAAGAAAAUGUUCCUUUUUGUAACACCAGUCCACUGUUUGUGUGGAAUCAUGCUGUCACUCCUUUGGGAAAGAAAUCUUCGACAGAAAUGUUAUACCCAGUGGUCUAA
Cylindrotheca closterium is the source of this 870-nucleotide messenger RNA. The record is from the annotation of a GenBank genome assembly. NCBI's taxonomy places the organism in Eukaryota, Bacillariophyta, Bacillariophyceae, Bacillariales, Bacillariaceae.